Molecule: messenger RNA, 1101 nt
Organism: Eleginops maclovinus (Patagonian blennie)
Lineage: Eukaryota; Metazoa; Chordata; Actinopteri; Perciformes; Eleginopidae
Product: histone H1-like
Exons: 1
Coding region: 31-645 (204 amino acids)
Biological process (GO): nucleosome assembly
Cellular component (GO): nucleosome
Molecular function (GO): structural constituent of chromatin; DNA binding
Source: RefSeq, a predicted model, not a curated record
UCAGUGCAGAGAAUCCUUUUUGAAAGCAACAUGGCAGAACCCGCUCCAGCUCCCGCCGCUCCGGCCAAGUCCCCGAAGAAGAAAGCCACCAAGCCGAAGAAGGCGGGCCCUAGUGCCGCUGACCUCGUGUUGAAAGCUGUCACCGACUCCAAGGACCGCAAAGGGAUUUCCUACUUCGUGGUGAAGAAGGAGCUGGCCGCUAAAGGCAUCGAUAACGCCAACCAGGUGAAACGCGCCGUGAAAAAGUUAGUCGAGAGUGGAGCUCUGGUGCAGGUCAAGGGAACCGGAGCCAGCGGCUCCUUCAAGGCAGCCAAGGCGGCCGAGAAGCCCAAGAAGGUAGCGAAGAAGCCCGCAGCCAAAGUCAAGAAGCCGGCAGCAGCAGCAGCCAAGAAAACCGCCGUCAAGAAACCAGCAGCUAAGAAGGCGAAGGCAGCAACACCCAAGAAGGCGGCGAAGAAGCCCGCUGCUGCAGUCAAGAAAACCCCCGUGAAGAAGGCCACAAAGAGCCCCAAGAAGAAGCUGGUUAAGAAGGUAGCGACCCCCAAGAAGGCAGUCACCCCCAAGAAGGCUGUGAAGAAGGUGGUUAAAGCCAAAGCUGCCAAACCAGCGAAGAAGGCUGCAGUCAAGAAACCAGCCAAGAAGUAAAAACAUCUUCUACUUCACCUACAAACGGCUCUUUUAAGAGCCACCCACACCCUCCAAAGAGCUUUACUCCUUUUAAUAUUUAUUUUCUAUUCCAGACUUUAAGUGCAUAUCAGAAGUGAAUUCCCAGGUAACUGAAAUGUUCUUAUUUUCCCACAGCUCCCAGACUCAUUUGUUACAAUACAUAUAGAUCCUUUGAGAAAGUAUUACCCAACCACAUUACUGUCAUACUUGCUAACACUCCCUGCUUGUGUGUUUCACUCCGUCCCUCUGCCCAUAAAGACCCCCUGAAACAACAACAUGCUGUUCCAUAGGUCCCUCUGCAGACAGCAGCACUGUUUGUAGAUCUAUGAAGGGAUUUAGUUUUAUUCUUGUGAUUAUCAGAAACCAAUAUUGUAAUUCUUAUUAAUAUUAUCAUAUAUCUUAUUAUCUACACAUGUGAUUGUUUAAUAUCUCAAA